This is a messenger RNA of Pollicipes pollicipes, 3146 nucleotides long. Its product is annotated as N-acetylglucosamine-6-phosphate deacetylase. The transcript is spliced from 9 exons. The record is from RefSeq and is a predicted model, not a curated record. NCBI's taxonomy places the organism in Eukaryota, Metazoa, Arthropoda, Thecostraca, Pollicipedomorpha, Pollicipedidae. Gene Ontology annotation, molecular function: N-acetylglucosamine-6-phosphate deacetylase activity. Gene Ontology annotation, biological process: N-acetylglucosamine catabolic process. The coding region runs from base 121 to 1338 and encodes 405 amino acids.
UGUUCGAGAAUUGUGUAGGCGGACUGUUUUACCCUUGCCAUUUUGAGAAUGAUUCAAUUUGAUUUCUCUUGGGAGCUGAAAGUAGCGUUCUUCUAGUGAUCCCCUGCGAUACGUGUCACGAUGUCUGGCGUUACUCAGUUCAAGAACUGCCGCAUUUUGUACAAUCACCGGCUGAUCCGUGAAGAUCUCUGGGUAGAAGAUGGGCUUAUCAUCAAUCCCGAGGAGCUUUUCUACAAGCAGAAGCGCCCUCCAACCUUCCAGGUGGACUGCAAGGACUCCAUUGUGGCACCUGGCUUCAUAGAUGUUCAGAUAAAUGGCGGGUUCGGGUUCGAUUUCGCGUUCGACGAGGACAAGACAGAGGACGCGGUGUCGACGGUGGCACGAGGCAUCUUGGCGCACGGUGUCACCUCCUUCCUGCCCACCGUCAUCACCUCCGCACCCAGCGUGUACCGCAAGGUGUUGCCCCUACUGCGGAAGCAGCCGGGCGGCGAGUGGGGUGCCGGCGUGCUGGGCGCCCAUCUGGAGGGGCCGUUCAUCAGCAAGGAGAAGAAGGGCGCCCACCCCGUGCAGCACAUCCGGGAGUUUGACGAGGGAUUCGUCACCUUGAAGGACGUAUACGGCUGUUUAGACAACGUCGCCAUGGUGACGCUGGCUCCCGAGCUGCCGAACGCGCUGGACGCCGUGCGGGGUCUGGUCGACCGCGGCAUAGUCGUCUCUGUUGGUCACUCGGCCGGCUCGAUUGUCGACGGCGAGCGCGCGUUCGAGUGCGGCGCCCACUUCAUGACGCACCUCUUCAACGCCAUGACCAAGUUCCACCACCGUGACCCGGGCAUCAUCGGCAUGCUGACGUCGAAGCGGUUGCCGGUUCAGGAGCUGUCGUACGGCAUCAUCUCAGACGGCAUCCACACGCACCCGGCGGCGCUCCGCAUCGCUUAUAAGACGCACCCUACCGGCCUGUGUCUGGUGACCGACGCCGUAUCGGCGAUGGGCCUCGGCUCGGGCCGCCACCACAUCGGCGACAUGGACGUCGAGAUCCAGGGCGAGCGCGCCGUGAUCACCGGCACGGACACGCUCUGCGGCUCGAUCGUCACCAUGGACGGCUGCAUCCGACACUACAUGCACUCGGCCCGCUGCAGCACGGUGGAGGCGCUGGAGGCGGCGUCGCUCCACCCGGCCAGGGCGCUGGGCAUCGUCGACAAGAAGGGUACGCUGGAGUUCGGCUCGGACGCCGACUUCGUGCUGCUUUCGGAUGACGUGCACGUGCGCGCCACCUACAUCAGCGGCAGGCCCGUGUUCACCGCCGACGGUCAGCAGUUCCUGCACGCGCCGGUCCUGUAGCGCGGCCUGCCAUCUGGCGGGCGAUCGGCGAACCCUGCACCGUGCGGGGAGAGCGGCGGCGGCGGGCCCAAUCUGCGCGCCGGUGGGCUGAAAGCUCGGUGUAGAGGUGAAGGGGUGCUUGCGUCGGGUCUGGGGGUCAGGAGCAUCCAGCUGCGGCGCGCGCUGCCUGCUGGCCGCUGACAAGGCGGUGCUGGUGAUAUUCAGAACCGUUGUGUUUUAAUCAGUUGGUCUUAUCGCGAGCGUAGCUGGGCUAAGCCAUAGUUAUCCAGUCGUAGUAAACGACCAGUCAGAAUAUGUAUCGGGGUGUUGGCAUCGACCACGACCAUGCCGGGGGUUGGGAUGGUGCCGGGUUUCGGAGCUGGUCUUUCAAGCAUGUUCCUGUACGUUGCCUUUGGCGGAGCUGGUUACGGGUAGGAGCGAGACCUUGACUAAAUUGGAGAAGUACAGCUGCCAUGCCUUAGGAAUGGUAUGUAGCCUUGCAGUGUUUAAGCAAAACAGCCUAUGUGGAGGCCAUGAAUUUCUCUGGGCUCCUUCAUUUUACACUUGAAGGUAAAUCUGGCACAUAGUACCUAGCUUUGUAUUGCGGUAACCGAGAAAACGCCAUGUGGCGUGCCAUAGCAGUCAGGAACGAGAUGUCUCGCGGCGGGUGCUGAAUCCCACACUGCCGCGGCCGCCUGGUCCUGUUGCUGCCAUAUUGAUAUUGCCCCUGAAGCUGCCAGAUGAAGGCGGAUGAACCACACACAAACCCCUGAACGCAACGGCUGCAGCAAACCUGUUCGUACUGCCGGGGCGUCAAGCCAGUCAAUUAUUGACCUGCAGAGUGAAGUGACGAGUGCAAUCAGCUUAGUCAGUAUUUCCGAUACCCUAGGGUCAGUUGACAGUCAAGGCAAAGCGCCCAAUGCGGUUAGCUAAGUCUGAAGCUAAAGUUAAAGCAUUUAUAAUGCUUAAACAAAUUAUUGGAAGUUUGUAACCAACCUGAUGAUAUUGUGUGUGCUUUGCAUACAUUAGAAGGCUGUAUUUGGAUAUAUGUGUAUAUAUAUAUAUAUAUAUAUAUAUAUAUAUAUAUAUAUAUAUAUAUAUACAUAUACAGAUCCCACGCUAGUUGUCUUAAGUACAAGCACAAUGCCCAGCUGUGCUCGUUGUUGGAUGUUAUAAUCGUUUCUAAUAAGGCCACCACUGAAUCUUUUUCAGCCUGUCCCAAUACUGUGCUCGUUACAGAGCUGUGCAAUUCGGAACGCUGUUUCGUUAUGGUAGGCACAAAACGAUACUCUGCUGGCUGACAGUCGAUGCCUGCGCUAGUGACAAGGUCCCCAUCAUAGCACUUUGUUUCCUUAGAAUUCCGCCGCCGCCGCGUAAUGACGGCGACCCUUUCGUGGAGCAGUGUCAGCCGAGGCUCAUUUAAACUAGCAUGCGAAGGGAACUAGUUUGACCUGUUGCUUUGUGCUCUUGUGUGUGACAUGCGUCGGUACGUACCCUACAGAAGCACGUGGUCUCUAGGACGCUGUCUAUCAGGAGUGCCAUGAUUUCAGGUUCUUCCCACGUUUUGUACUUGAGUGCAGUGGUGUGUCGUAUUGCGCCUACAGUAUCGAUUGUUAUCCGCCAGUGACGGUUUGAAAGUAGGAAUGGAAAUACUGUUGAAAGGAGUAAAAUCUUUGUUGGAUUCUAGUCGGAAACAGUUGCUGUACGAUCGUGUUUGUAUUGUUUUGUGCCGUUUCGUACACCAAAUUAAGUACGUGUCUGUCUUAAUUUGUAUACGCGCACUCGCCGCUUGCUUAUGACUAUUCAGUACAAUAUAACUGACAACUUUU